UUUAGUUUACUUAUAUUAGGAUUAAUUAGAGUUAUUAGUUAAUGCCAGUGAUGUCAGAGACGAGCUCAUUGAAAUCCUGGGUUUGGAAGAGAUCCUGUGUCUUAGAGUCCAUCAUAGACAUAUCCACAGGCUUAGUGUCUUUACUAAAUUCAUCACUCAUAUAUUUUGUGAAAUACUUCCUUUUGGUAGUACGUUUUGAGGAAGAAGCCUUAGAUUUCUUGAACUCAGUGUUAGCUUCCUUCUUAGGGAAGUUCUUCUUAGCAAGGAUGGCCUCAACCUUUGAGGUAGUUGAAGGAACACCGACUGAUUUCUCAUCAGAUGUAUCAGUAUCUGAUUCAACUUCAGCUUCGUUUGCUCCAAAAGUGAGAUUCUUUCCGAUAGAAGGUAUAUUAUUGGUCAGAACAUUCAAUUCUUCAGUAUUUUCUGAUCUCAUAGUGGCUUCUUGGUUUCUGAUUAGCUCUUCGCACUGGGCAGCUAAUUCUUCUGGGCAGCAGCAAUAUCCUGCUUCCCUAAGAGCGGCGAUGUUGACUUUCACAAAUUGGGUUGAUUCAGAUCGGGAAGUCGAAAGCAUUUCGUUUUCCUGUUCGAUUUGUUGCUUCUUCUUUUGGAGACUCUCAAUAUAGAGUUCUCUCAUUUCAUUCAUGAUGUUGGUUGGGAUAACUCUCUUAAAGGCGCUAUUUGGGAGAGUCAAGUCGUAUAAUUUCUCAAUCUGUUGAUCGAUUUUGAUGAUUUGAGAAGUAGUGAAUUUCAUUUUGGUUGUCUUAUAU
Molecule: messenger RNA, 767 nt
Organism: Moneuplotes crassus
Lineage: Eukaryota; Ciliophora; Spirotrichea; Euplotida; Euplotidae
Source: the annotation of a GenBank genome assembly